GGCUGGAGGCAAUAUUCUUCAGCUGCCAUACGUGGUCACCGGGAUCCCUCUGCGUUUUGCGCUCAUCAAUACGUCCGUGGUUAGUGCUUUCAUCUGGACGGAGUGCAAGAGCCAGUGUCCAAGAGAGAGAGAGAGAGAGAGAGAGAGAGAGACAGAGAGUUGAAGCUCGGGUCGGAGGAAGGACAGUCAGAUGGAGGACGCGCACAUGCGGACGUCCACGUCAGCAUGUCCGGCGACUUUGCAGCGGCCUGUGCCAGCCGAUCUGGACAAAUAUGUGGAUAAGCCUYAUCUGCCACGUGCACUGGCGGCGGUAACGAUCGAGACCCCGACAGGCACUCCUGGCUACGAUCACCGGCACCUGAGCGUCAUGCAGCAGCACGUGGCCUUUUUCGAUCGGAACAGGGACGGRCUCAUUUACCCGUGGGAGACGUAUUCGGGGUUCCGAGCCCUUGGGUUUAAUCCUCUGAUAGCCCUUCUCGGCGCUUUCGUCAUYAACGGAGCGAUGAGUUACAUGACGGUCGACGGGUUCCUGCCAUCGCCGCUCUUCGUUAUCAAGAUACGCAACAUCCACAAAGCGAAGCACGGAAGUGACUCAGAAGCCUACGACACAGAGGGGAGGUUCCAGGUCCAGAAAUUUGAAGAAAUUUUCUCCAAGUUCGACAAAGACCGAAGGGGAGGGCUCACAUUCUGGGAGAUGAUGGAAAUGACCGAGGCCUUCCGCGACGCAGUGGAUCCGUUCGGAUGGGUGGCAGCGAAGCUCGAGUGGGGAAUCACUUAUCUGCUGGCGGCCAAGGACGGGAUCAUCUCCAAGGACGCCAUCCGCGGAGUUCUUGACGGCAGUCUCUUCUACACAGUCGAGAGGCAGAGGAAGAAGGUGCUGUAAACGUGAAUGCCAAUGCCCGCCAUUGGACUCGACGCCUUCUUGUGCGUCUGAUUUCGUCUCUUCGACACAGUCGAGCGGCAGAGGAAGAAGGCUCUCUACACAUGAAUGCCGGCCAGUGUCGACGUUGUGURAAGGUGGAGGAAAGGAAAGAGUGAGCAGACCUGAUCAUCGCCACAUAARUGAGCGAAAGAGCGCUWACUUUAGAUUACGUGCAGGUGCGCAUUUCGUCCAAUUGAUUGGAUCCAUCACAGAGGAGGAACGUACUGUUGCAGGCGUUACGGAUUACCUCCAGCAGCAGGGGCCCCACGGAUGUUUCAAAAGAAGAAUAGUAAAGUCGAAGAGGGCGUAUCUGUCAUAGGAAUUGGAUGUUCGUGGCGUGUAUUGAUUCUGACCUAGUGUAUCGGAAGUUGCCAGUUAUUCGAGUCGCUGUAAGCGGGCGAAGAGGGGUUUUAGGAGGGGUCAAAAUGAAAGUGGUAAAAUUUGGAAGGGGUCAACUAGUCGGGAUAAUCUUGAGACGGGGAAAGCUGUCUCUUAUACACAUCUAGAUGUGUAUAAGAGACAGCUUAUCUGCUGGCGGCCAAGGACGGGAUCAUCUCCAAGGACGCCAUCCGCGGAGUUCUUGACGGCAGUCUCUUCUACACAGUCGAGAGGCAGAGGAAGAAGGUGCUGUAAACGUGAAUGCCAAUGCCCGCCAUUGGACUCGACGCCUUCUUGUGCGUCUGAUUUCGUCUCUUCGACACAGUCGAGCGGCCUGUCUCUUAUACACAUCUAGAUGUGUAUAAGAGACAGGGAUAAUCUUGAGGCGGGGAAAGAGAGUGGUAUGGGAAAGGGCAUAAUCAAGUGGUAUCGGGAAGGGCAUAAUCAGCCGAGACGCUUUGAGCGGACGUACCGAGAGGUUCGAGUUAGUAAGUUUCUUUGGGGUUUGUGGUGAUUGAGAAAUAUGGGAGAGGUCGUGUUGCAGUGAGACCCGAAUCUGAUGAGACGGAGGGAAGAAAUAUGGGACGUCUUUUUCUUUAAGUCAACGCAUUUCCAGUCAUGCGCAGGUGCUCAUAGUGUGGACAAGCCGGUCGGACACGCUUGUGGCUAUGACGGGGUACAACAACGCUAUUCAGAUUCUGUUUUUUUAUGUUAGGAGUCGAUUUGUCAUUUCCAGGGAAAAGAGAAUAAAGAGCGUGCUAAACCGGGGAAUAGGAGGUUGUCGUCAACKCUUUUUUUUUUUUUUUUUUUUUUUUUGUCGGUCAACGCAUUUCCAGCCAUUCGCAGGUUCUAGUGUGGAGAAGCCGGUCGGACACGCUUGUGGCUAUGACGGGGUACAUGAACGCUACAGAUAUUCUGUGUUUUUUAAUGUUUAGGAACCGGGGAAUAGCAGGACGACCGUUUUCCCCCGAACAUAACGCACCCUGAUGAUGAAGGUAUACCGUAUACAAGCUAUAUUUCUGGUGAGAUGCAACGAAAAUGAUUGUGUGUUGUGUUCGGAGGAACUUGGUACCGCAGAAAGCGAAGGGCAUACCCGGGUAUUACCCGCACUACCGUCGUCAGGAGGAAGAGAACGCUGGCCCAGGUCAGUAUAUCUGUAUUUGCUAAAAUUUUCAUGGCCCAGGUCAUUUUAUCUGUAUGUGGUGCAAUUUUCAUUCCAGGUACCGCCUUUCGAUUGGGGUGAAGGCAAUGAGCGUUCCAUUCAGCUCUGGAAUCGAUUACCGUCAGACGCAUCUUUACCCAGCCUUAUUUGGAAACAGAUGCAUGUAGGAAAUUAGUGCCUAGUGUGAAUAUGCCCUUUUUAGCGCAAUGUGCCCGUCUAAUUUGAUC
Molecule: messenger RNA, 2689 nt
Organism: Chara braunii
Lineage: Eukaryota; Viridiplantae; Streptophyta; Charophyceae; Charales; Characeae
Source: the annotation of a GenBank genome assembly